This is a messenger RNA of Rhizopus microsporus ATCC 52813, 2256 nucleotides long. Its product is annotated as chitin synthase 1. The transcript is spliced from 7 exons. Gene Ontology annotation, molecular function: chitin synthase activity. NCBI's taxonomy places the organism in Eukaryota, Fungi, Mucoromycota, Mucoromycetes, Mucorales, Rhizopodaceae. Bases 1 to 2256 code for a protein of 751 amino acids. Gene Ontology annotation, cellular component: cell septum; cell periphery. The record is from RefSeq and is a predicted model, not a curated record.
AUGUUCACUAGUAAAGCAUCACGCGCAAAUACAACCAAGAAAGUAACCUUGACUCAGGGGCACCUCGUCCUUGAAUGUCCAGUGCCUACACGAUUGAUGGAAAUGAGUGCCCGUAAGGACAAAGAGUUUAGCACGAUGCGAUAUACAGCUGUGACGUGCGAUCCAGAUCAAUUCGAAGCAAACCAUUAUACUCUACGACCUCAAUUGAUGAAUAGGUCCACUGAACUGUUCAUUGUCAUUACUAUGUAUAAUGAAGAUGAGAUCCUCUUUUGUCGAACGAUGCAUGGUGUCAUGAAAAACAUCUCUCAUUUGUGCAGUAAGACACGAUCCAAAGUCUGGGAUACAGAGGGAUGGAAGAAGGUCGUGGUCUGUGUCGUGGCUGAUGGUCGAAAAAAAUGUGAUCCACGUGUGAUGGAUGUGCUUACGACCAUGGGCGUCUAUCAGACAGGCGUUGCCAAGAACAUGGUAGAUGAUAAACCUGUACAAGCCCAUUUAUUUGAGUAUACGACACAAGUUUCGGUCGAUAGCGAUAUGCGAAUUAAAGGAGCAGAUAAGGGCAUUGUCCCUGUUCAGAUCUUGUUUUGCUUAAAAGAACAAAACGCCAAAAAAAUCAACUCGCACCGCUGGUUCUUCAGCGCCUUUGGUCGUGUUCUUCAACCCAACAUCUGUGUCCUCUUGGACGUCGGUACUCGACCUGGCAACACAUCCAUCUAUCAACUCUGGAAAGCAUUCGACACAAACGAACAUGUCGGAGGUGCAUGUGGCGAGAUCUGCGUGAUGAAAGGCACCGCCUGUGUUGACCUACUGAACCCACUCGUCGCUGCUCAAAACUUUGAGUACAAGAUGUCCAACAUUCUCGACAAACCGUUCGAAUCUGUCUUUGGCUACAUCUCGGUCCUUCCCGGCGCCUUCUCUGCCUAUCGAUACGCUGCGAUUCAGAACGACAUGAACGGACAGGGCCCUUUGCAAAAGUACUUUCUGGGCGAACAACAGGCCGACACGGACAAUAUAUUUUCUGCCAACAUGUACCUUGCUGAGGACCGUAUCUUGUGUUUUGAACUGUUGGCCAAAAAGCGACAUAAAUGGGUACUCAAAUAUGUCCAGAGCGCGUUUGGUGAGACAGAUUGUCCGAACCAGCUGCCCGAGUUCAUCUCUCAGCGUCGUCGAUGGCUCAAUGGUAGUUUCUUUGCUGCUGUUUAUUCACAGUAUCACUUUUCGAGGAUCUGGAGUACAAAUCAUUCGGCAGGGCGUAAGGUGAUGUUGUCUAUGGAAUUUCUUUAUAAUUUUAUCAACCUCAUCUUUAGCUGGUUAGGCAUGGCUAAUUUUUACUUGACCUUUUAUUUUGUUUGUAAAUCGCUCAUCAUACCCGAGAUCGAUCCAUUCGGAAAUGGAUGGGGUGAGCGUGUGUUCUUGACGCUCUGGUAUCUGUACAUCUUCUUAUUCAUUUCUUCCUUUAUUUGCUCUAUGGGCAAUCGACCACAAGGGUCCAAGUGGAUGUUUACGUUAUCUGUGAUCGCCUAUGGUAUCAUCAUGAUGUACAUGACCUUUGCAGGAGGAUGGCUAGCUUAUGUGAGCCUUCAAAAGGGAACCCAGUUGCCCGAGUGGAAUCCUGAGGAUCCAGUAGGCAACUUGGGAUUACUGUUGGCUCAACCCGAGUGUCGCAACAUUGUGAUUUCCCUGCUCGGUACCUAUGGGCUCUAUAUGAGUUCAAGUAUGCUUUAUUUGGAUCCAUGGCAUAUGCUGACAAGUUUUAUACAAUAUCUCUUUCUACUACCGACCUAUGUCAACAUACUGAACGUCUAUGCGUUUUGUAAUAUUCAUGAUGUGAGCUGGGGUACAAAGGGAGAUAAUACAACAUCGAUGGAUUUAGGUGUAGCCAGUAAAGCAGCAACAAAUGAAAAGGGAGUAGAAGCCGUUGAAGUGGAAAUACAAGACGAGAUGGACAUGAUUGACACGAAUUAUGAAAGAGCACUCGAGAAUCUGCUGAUCAAGCCAGAGAUGAUUCAACAGAGUCGAGCACCUAAAACCAAACAGGAUGAUUAUUACCGAGGCUUUCGUACACGCCUUGUUCUCACAUGGAUUGGUUGUAACGCGAUGGUCGUGGCGCUUGUCACCAGUUACCGAGUACAGUCUGUAUUUAGCAUUGACCUUGGUACAGCCUACACUGGCUUCAUCCUCUGGACUGUCACAGGCAUGGCUGCCUUUAGGUUCUCGGGUAGCUUUCUAUACCUUGUUCUGCGCUGUUUUUGUUUUUAG